AUCUGCGGACAAUGGCCGAGGGUAUAUAUUAUUAUUGUAUAUUACAUAAUCAUUCACAUAGACGAUUGUUAUAUAUAGCAUGUGUUCAUAAAUAAAUGUCUAUUUUAUUUAGAGUACAUAGAGCCAUUCCUCGAUCAAUUGUCGAUGGUAAGCAAUUUUUCGGUGAAGUCACAGUGGUUAUAUUUAUUACCACUAGGCGUUAAUCCAAUACGUGUUCCCGACAGUAGCUUGCAGGGUAGACAUUAUGGUCUCAUGGAAGAUGUUUUACCACAUAUUGUAACACCAUUAGAAAAAAAAUUAGCAUCUCAAGUGAGUCUUCAUCCAUGCAUAAAUUUUGUAGCGUACAUAGUUCCAUGUAAUAAUGCUCCCUUAUAUAUUUAUACGCGUAAUGGUCGCAAAUCAACGACUGAUAGUGGCGUUGAAGCAUUUUUAUCCCCAAGAUGGGGUGGUGUUGUGUUCACUAAUCCUUCAUUUGAAGCAUGCGAAGCUGCAGCACGUGGUAAAGCUACUACCAUUAUUCCCGACGAAGCCAUUAUCAUCGGGUCAUUUCUUGCACAACUAAGAUUGCUUUUAGGCAUUCCAGAAAUGAAGCCUAUAAGCAGCGUAACCGUAGUACCACUGGUUGGAUUGAAAUCACAUGAUUGGGAAGUAGAUGCUUUGCUGCGAGUUCGUGCCAUGGAACAGUUAACUUCUGCUAAAUUAACAUUGCAAUCGUUAGCUCAACUUCUCACAGAGAUCAAUCGUAUCGUUAUUACAGAUGUUGUAGGAAAUAGAAUAAAAGUUGCGCUAGAUUUGGUGGAACGUUCUGCUGAGCUCCUUAGGCAUGGCGAUCUUAUGAACGGUUUUAUCCUCAGUAAAGAUGCAUUUAUUACUGCCGAAGAAGCUUUCUUCGAUCCAACUUUGUUAGCACUUCUUUAUUUUCCAGAAGAUCAAAAAUAUGCUGUAUAUACACCUUUAUUUUUACCGGCAAUGAUCCCUGUUUUGUUGUCUCUUAGAACUAUACUAAAAUAUUAUAGAGGUAGCAAAACCGACCCGAAAAAGGUAACUACUCAAAAUAAAACGAACAAAGAUGCGACACAGGUAAAAGAUAAGAAAGUACAGUGAUAUAAAUUAUUUAAUUUGAUAAGAUCUACGAGCAAUUUUUGUUUGAAAUAAAGUAAAAGUUGAAGGGGGUUUUUUCAAAACAGUAAUAGAAAUAAUUUCUUUUUUAUUGUGGUCACAUAUGCAUAUGUAUAUGUUCAGAAAUUGUUUCACUGUUCGUUAUAAAUUUCUAUUCGUUAUAAAAGCUUUACACUUUCGAUCUUUACACAUUUCAAAGAAAAAUGUCAGGAAAGCGUAAAAAUAAUUUUUUUUAAUAAUAAAAAAAAAAAAAAACAAAAAAGAAUGUGUGAUAUCAUGAAAAUACUUCCAAAAGAAGAGUAUAAUAAAUGAUGACUCUUCCGUAUUGAGCCACUUGCAAUAUUCAUUUGUGAAUAAGGUCUAUGAGCAACUUGAAAGUUACAAAUAAGUAAUUACACUCUUUUUUCUUUCAUACAUAAAAAUUCUAGUUGCCUACAGUUUUCAUUUUGCUAAUUAUGACAAAUGAAACUUUUCGUAUGUCAUAAUAUAAGAAAAUGUGCUACCACGUGUACAUAUAUAUUUAUUCGUGUACACGAUGGAAAUUUACACUCAACUCGAGCAAACAUACCAUCCUCCCAUACAAUCUUUUCAUCAAAUUUGAGAUUAAUUAUCAUUAGAUCGUUAGAAAUAACUAAUAGUCUAUGUACACGUAUAUCAAAUCAAUCCUCAACCAGUUACCACAAGAUUACAAAAACUUGCAAGUUAAAUUACUAUAAAAAAUGUGUCCAUCUACCAUAGGAGAUUAUUUGAAUCGCCAUUUAUACAAAAACAAAGUCAUUUCGUGAAGCAAAAACGUAUAAAAUAAAAUUAUUAGCUGCACUCUUUCACUUUCACUAAUGUUUCUACAAAAUAAAAAAAAAAAAAAUACAACAGUGAAUGUAUUUGAAAUAAAAUAUAAAAUUGUAAUAAUUAAAAAAUAUAUUCUCUAUCAAAAAAUAAAAUAUAUAAUAAAUAUUAAUUUUGAACUCCUUAAACACAGCAACAUAAACAUUUUUUUUUCAUUUCUUUCGCUUUGCUGUAUAAAACAAAAAAGUAUUUUUUAAUUGUAAAAAUCUCAUGAUCCUCUAUAGUAGUGCGCACAGUAUAUUAUUCUAUAUUAGUCAAUAGUAAAAGUGUAAGAAAAAAAAAUCAUAUCUUUAUACGAAAAACAAUCGCGCUAUAUAAUGAGAUAUUAACAAUAUCUUAUCUUGAAAUGUCAGUAAUAGUAAUAUAAGUUUUAGUUAAUAUUUGUAGAAACAAGAAUGAUAAACAAUUUGUAUUGCCUCCACCCGUUGUCCCGUAAAUCUCAAAUGGUAGUUGGACAUCGUAGAAUAAAAAUAAAUUAAUCGUCGAA
Molecule: messenger RNA, 2452 nt
Organism: Vespula vulgaris
Lineage: Eukaryota; Metazoa; Arthropoda; Insecta; Hymenoptera; Vespidae
Gene: PIG-S
Product: GPI transamidase component PIG-S
Exons: 5
Coding region: 145-1104 (319 amino acids)
Biological process (GO): attachment of GPI anchor to protein
Cellular component (GO): GPI-anchor transamidase complex
Source: RefSeq, a predicted model, not a curated record